AUGGAGUGGGCUGAGGAAUUAAAAAUGUCCAUAAGAAAGACAACUGCCCGUAAGGGCAGACGAUCCAAAAGUCGUGAUAUACUCAAAGAUUCGCCACAAACUUCGACAAGUGUUGCAACAAAUUCUACCUCUGGACAGAAUCCGGAAUUAUCAAUAGAUUUCAAUUUGGAUUUACAAACGCAGCGACAAACAAAUACCGCCUCAACGGGUAAUAAUAUUUCGGGAACAUUUUCACCUGACUCCACAACAUCCGCCGGCGGUGGUGGCGGAGAAAUUUCAAGUUUAUUAACUGGAGAAUCGAAAUCGAGGCCACCAAUGUUGCGAAGAAUUUCAGGUGGCUGGGCCGAUUCAGCAAGUGGUAGUAAACAAAAGUCCAAAAAGGGUUCAUUUGAUGAUGAGCGUUUUGGCAUAAAAUCAUCGGAGAAUACAUCACCCACAGAUGAUAUUCCCAUUAUACCGGAUCUGGAUGAUAUUAAAGAUGAAACGAUAAUGCACGAAAUAGCCCAACCAGCAUCAUUUGCUGUUAAUCGUGUGGUCACUUUGAAAGAACUCAAUUCCGAUUUAUUGGCCCAAACGGCAUUUUCGGUUAUAGAAGAUGUCGAUUUAUCAAUUCUAACCAAAUGUCUGCAACCGCAAGAAGUAUUGGAUGAACCGGACGAGGUAUGGGAAUGGCAAAAACUAUUUACCGAUGUUGUGGCUGAAAUACAUUCAGAUAAAUCAUCAUUGGAAAAACCUAAGAGAACGGAAUUAAAACCCGAUGAAAUACCGGAAACAAAUUCGGAUUAA
This is a messenger RNA of Musca vetustissima, 786 nucleotides long. Its product is annotated as intraflagellar transport protein 43 homolog. Lineage: Eukaryota; Metazoa; Arthropoda; Insecta; Diptera; Muscidae. The record is from RefSeq and is a predicted model, not a curated record. Gene Ontology annotation, cellular component: intraciliary transport particle A; cilium. The transcript is spliced from 5 exons. The coding region runs from base 1 to 786 and encodes 261 amino acids. Gene Ontology annotation, biological process: intraciliary retrograde transport.